AUGAAACGUCAUGACGUAUUUAGUGCACGCAGACCUCCUGGUUUCUCUUGUUUUGUAAACGAACAGGCCACGAAAUCUUUGCAGAUUGUCGAUCUCCUCUCUUAUCGUAAAGCCAGUUACACUUCUUGUUUGAGAUCAAUCUGAAGAGACAUGACAGCCAAAAAUGGCCUGAUCACUGAUACAUACAAGGUAGUGAAGAAAGUGAAGAGAAGUAACAGACGUGAGAAGAAACCUCCAUCACCCCCAGCUGCAGAACCUCCUCAACUGAGUGAGAGAGAGGUUGAUCUGCAGCAGCUAAGGAAGUUUGACUUGACCUGGCAGUUCGGCCCAUGUACAGGGAUCACUCGCUUGCAAAGAUGGGAGAGGGCAGCUCUACAUGGCCUAAACCCCCCACAGAAGAUUAAAGACAUACUGCUGAGGGAGAGCACAGACCCAGAAUACACACACAGUCUCUGGCGUGACUACCCCUUGUGAAGAAACAUGGGUGAAGAAAAUGAGACAAAAUGAUAGAAUGAGAAACCAGUUGAGGAAUGACGAUCAUGGUUAUUGUGAUUGUUCGUGUUUGAAUGUUUCUGUGUUGUUGUUUUUGGUUUUGGUUUAUUUGAUUGGGUUUUUGUGUGUUGUCUAAUUUUUACACUACAUUUUUUUUAUAAAGUUUUAUCAAGCACUGCUUGGCUUCAA
Molecule: messenger RNA, 681 nt
Organism: Silurus meridionalis
Lineage: Eukaryota; Metazoa; Chordata; Actinopteri; Siluriformes; Siluridae
Gene: pold4
Product: DNA polymerase delta 4, accessory subunit
Exons: 5
Coding region: 151-474 (107 amino acids)
Biological process (GO): DNA-templated DNA replication; DNA synthesis involved in DNA repair
Cellular component (GO): delta DNA polymerase complex
Molecular function (GO): DNA-directed DNA polymerase activity
Source: RefSeq, a predicted model, not a curated record